GUUGUCAGCUGCACGAUGGCAACGUUGGUCUGUGUUCGCUCGUUCUGCUGCCGCCGUCGUUUCUGAGCGGUGGGCCGGCCCAAACGUUGGACCGUCCGUUGCGCGGAUACCACGAGUCUCUCUCUCUCUCUCUCCUCUCGCGCGCACGCUCUCUCUCUCUUUCUUUGUGUCUCUCUCUCUGUCUCUCGCGCGCGCUUUUACGCCUCGUCCCCGAGAGCUCGUCGUUCGGAAAUCGAGUCUCAACGGCCGCGUUUCGGAAACGAAAGCAGCGAACCGACGACGCGUCGCGUCUCCGUCAACGACGUGACGCAGCAGCCGACGAGAAGUGAGCCAAGAAGAAAAGGAAGAAGAAGAAGAAGAAGAGGACUCCGAGGCAGAUCGCAGCAAUCGCGCUCGAUCACACUCCUCGAUCGCGGUGCCGCCCGCGGACGUCCAAUCGUCUUAACCAACCUACCCCACCGAUUCAGGAACGACGAACGGCGACGAACUACAAAGGAUAACACGAAGGAUCAGCUCUCGAGAGCGACCGACUGAUAACCCACGAAGAUCUCUCUCCGUCCAAGGACCCGGCGCAGCUAUACCAUACUACGAAACGACACUGCGCGGGUCACCAAAAAAAAGCACAAGUGAUAUUUCUAACUAAUAGUUAACGCUUAGUUUAGAGCUUAGAGGAGCCGAAACCGACUCGCGAAACCCGUCUCUUUGUAUAUACAAAUGUCGAAUACUCGAGCCGUAAUAUCCAGUGCUCCGAGGUCCAAGUGACGCGAAGUGUGGUCAACGCACGUCGCUAUAAUCCUGCGAUCGCGUGGACCAGGACGCACACACGGUAACGGGACGGCGAGGUAACGGCUACGUCGAGUGAUACACCGGGUGUGUACGUGUACGUGCGUGCGUGCGUGUGCGUGCGUUUCUUGUGCGUGCGCGCAACAUGAGAGCGGCCAGGCAUCUACUGCAUCUGCAAGUACCGACCCGCACCAACAAUGGCAAGUUCCUGGUCGGUCCCAACGGUAGUCAGGAUCAGCAGCCGUCGCCGCAGCAACAGCAGCAGCCAACCAACGACGAGAGUAACACGGUGGUGUCGCCGAGCUGCGUCUUCUCGAGCUGUGAGUCGGUGCCCACCGACCUUCACGGGGGCCCGACCAUACUGGGGGAUCGAUUCCUGCUUCUUGGUCCGGCCGAGGGUAGCGCUCUUUAUCGGUGCCUCGACGUACACAAUGGUCAGCAGCUCGUUGCCAAGGCACUGACCGUGGGCGACAAAGGUUGCGAGGCGUUGCUGCAGGCCCACCUUCGUCUGGAGGGCACCGGCGCGGCGAGCGGCGUGGCUGGCGUGGUGGAGGCACCUGGAGGCCGGCGCUAUCUCCUCUUGGAGGGCCACCACGGUGACCUGCACGCCUACGUAAGGGCACGCAGGAGGCUGCGUGAGCCCGAGGCGAGACGGCUGUUCCGGCAGGCGGCCAGGGCCGUGGCGACGUGUCACGAAUACGGGGUCGUGCUAAGAGACCUCAAGCUUCGGAAGUUUGUCUUCGCUGAUGAAGCGAGAACGCGGCUUCGCCUGGAGAGCCUCGAGGACGCGGUGAUCGUGGAGAACGACGACGACAAGCUGACCGACCGACGCGGCUGUCCGGCGUAUGUUGCGCCGGAAGUGCUGCGCUCCGGACGCGCCUAUUCCGGCAAGGCGGCGGACAUCUGGUCGCUGGGCGUGCUGUUGUACACGAUGCUGGUGGGCCGUUAUCCGUUCAACGACGCCGAGCACGCGUCCCUCUUCGCCAAGAUCUCGCGCGGCCUGUUCGCCGUACCGGAGGGCCUGAGCCCGCGUGCCAAGUGCCUGAUCCGCUCGCUGCUGCGAAAGGAGCCGUCCGAGCGACCGUACGCCGAGGACGUGCCGCUGCACCCGUGGCUGUCGAAGCCGCUGCGGUUGUACACGCCUACGUCCGGCAGCAGGUCCUCGUGCCAGGACCAAAUCGUACCAGAGCUAUCUAUUACUCCUCAACAAGACUGACUCUCUCUCUUUCGGGGGAAGGAUCAUUAUUCCGCGCGUGACGGCAUCACACUCUCUCUCAUCCUAGUGCUUCUCUCGCGCCGACAGCCGGAUCGAGUCCUCCGGCCGAGAGGGGGGAGUUGGCGCAAUCAAAAGAAGAAGGAGGACGAAACGAUUUUCUUUUAACACAUUGGCUGUGCCCGUAGCGAAUAGCGGAUAAGCUCGGCGAAAAGCGAAAACAUGUCUUGUACAUGUAUAUCAAAAUGUUCUUCGACUAAUACGCGCAAAAUCGAAUGAAACUGUUAUCAAAAGAGCAAUAUUCAGUAAAAAAUUUUAUCUACAAAUGAUUUGCAAAUUGAGAAAUAUAUAUAUAUAUCCUGACAGUCAAUGUGUUAAUGGCAGCUGAAUUUACACGCUUCGCUCACAUAAGUUCGAGUCGCGCAGUCUCCAACUUGGAUCGAAAAAGUCGAAUCGAUCCUUGCUUCGCGCGGAGACGCGCGGCUAAGUACGGUUAAGGAUGUGUUGGAUCCUCCUCUUUUCGCCGGCGAGGAUACGGCCUAGAAAAUAAGCUUCGAAGAUAGAGCGUAUUAACACGGAGCGAGUGUAAUCGUUCUCGAUUGAACUUUUACGUAGGGGAGAGUAACCAAAGUCUCUAUCCUGAACACACAAUGCCCUGGAUUAUUUUCCUCAUUUAACACCUGUCACCUGCGAGUUGAACGGUCAAAGUUGGAAUCUUGAAUAAGAUGAUAUUACGUCUCAUUGUAUAAAGAUAAGCUCACUCUAGUCUAGAGACAACUCGCGGGGCACCGAACAGCGAAAGUAAUCGAGGGAAAUCCUCUGUAAAAUAGCGUCUCGAUUUUGGUCAUUCUCCGCUGGCAAUUUCGGAGGCAACGUGACGCAAGUGAUUAGUCUCUAAAAAAAAGUCUCUAUCGGCUAUAAUAGAAUCCUAGAUUCGAGAAACAUUGCCAUUACCGGUCCAAGAAAUAUUUCGCCUUGUUGCGUAUACAGAUAUAUUUGCGCGCGCGCGUGCGCGCGCACAUGCGAAUCCUUUGUGAUAGAAUCUGAGCAGAUUCUGAGCGACAUAUGUGAUACGAAAUAUACAGGUUGUUUCAUAAAGCGUCAUGCGGUUACUUGCGGUCAUCUGUCUCUGAAGUCCAUGUACAUUAAUUAUUGUAAACGAUCGAAUUCGAUGUUUGUAUUGUGCGUUAGACACACAUCCUCGACUUUCUCGAUAUUUCGCGUUGCGUAUCUAUGGUUUUUCACGCUAUACCGGCGAAUCCGCUGUUGAUACGAGUAAACAGUUAUAUAUACGAGUAAACAGUUAUAAUACGAGUAAGGGACGUGAAACCUAACGUACAUUCGAGUAUAACCGGUGAGCUUUGUAUAGUAUAGUAUCUAGUAUAAAGCGAUGAAUAUAAUGAAUGGAAUCAGAGAUUGAAUCGGAUUACAAGUUAAAAACUCGCAGUCAAAAGAGAAAAUAUAAUGAAUCGGCGCGAGAAUAAAUGAAUCGGCUAAUGACCAAACGUUACUAAAGCAGGCCGAACGAAUUCAAAUGAGUUUCUAAUCUAAAAUCCGAUUCAUUCUUCUCUGUUUUUCCUCUACACAACCGUUUACCUGUCAUCGUUAUAUCAUGGAGUCAAUCAAAUGUACUAGGCGGACAUCGAAGGAAAUUCCUCUCGUUUGAAUACGAUAAAAUUUCAUUCUCCGACCUAAAAACAUUGCCCAAAAAGUUCAAGAUUGCUUGGACGUGUGGCCUAUACAAUUAACUUUAUUAGAAAAAAAGAUAUAAAUACGUUGAACAGUAAAUUUCUAACUUAAGAACAAUAAAAGAAUACGCUUCUGGAUUACUCGUACGACAAAGAGUAUCCAUGAAUAUAUAAAAUGUGUUCAUCGAUGGCAAUGUUUUCAGGUAGAGUAAUUCUCUAGUGAAUUAUAAAAGCAAGAUUUACUCUCUUCUGACUCAGACCUCUAAAGUCAUCGCUUGCGCAAUAUAUGUACAGCUCACUAGGUUUCGAUUUUCAAAAAAAAACGAACGAAGCGAACAUUUUUGUAUCAGUUUGGGCACAUGAGGCUGUACGUCCCAUUUUGAAGAUUUUUCUCUUGAAUAAAAUUCCGAUCGAUAUAAAACUACAAAUAACUCUCGUCAGCUAUUUUCAAUAGACUUUUUAUCAUCGCAAGUCAAUUACGAAAAUAAAAUCAAGGCAGACAUUGAGAUUCUCAUUUGCAUCAAUGCUAGAUAGUGUGAUAUUUUAAUGAAGUUAUUUUUUCCUCUUCGUAUUUUAUGGUAGAGUUUGAUGUUGUAAAUCAGUAUCGAUGUUAAAUAAACCCUUUGCGACGGAUAAGUGAAUAAGUAGUGCAGCAAAAAAACCGCUGUAAAAAAACUUUGUUAAAAAAUUUUAUUGACUUGACCCCUUUACAGUCAACUAAUUUAUCUCGCAUUUUGCCUCGGUAGAGCUGAAAUCCUUGGAUUGGUCCUUAAAUCUUUUGAUGAAAACAAAGCUUGAGAAAGUUCAGCCAUUUCUAAGAAAUCUCGCAGACGGACAGACAAACGGACAGCCAGACCAAAGACUGUAAAAUUGUUAAGUAGAUUGCUACGCUGCACUACUUAAUGGAUGCUGCAGUCAUCGCUAGAUGUGCCCAAAAUAAUACUCCUGAAAUGUUUUCCGGAGUUUGAGACUAAUAGCGAAUUCGGUUGGACGCACUGUGUGUUUGAUGCACACUGGUGCACAUUAAAUAUACAUCGUAUACAAAACGUACAAAAUUGAUCCCUGCCAGCACCGUAUGUGGCAAGCAUUAUAACGUACUAAUUCAUUGCACGUUACGUUACAGUGAUGUUUCAACUGAUGUUCGUAAGUGACAUAUCACUGUCGCGUAACUAACAGUCAAAUUCCUAGUGACAGAAACGUCGUAACGUGUAUUUCAUUUUUCUUUUCUACACUCAAAUUAGAUCAGUGGUUUUAAGAACUGCUUUAAUAUGCACUAGUCUAACCGAAUUCACUAUAAAUUUAAAGCUAAGCAACCGAUUAAAAUCGCUUAUCCUACAUAAACGAGAUUAAUUCGAUAUAGGGUUUUUUGAUCCCUUUUAAACGAUGAAAUGCUUCCGAGAGAAUGGAGAAAACAAAUUUAUAGAUAUCAUCAAAUGACUUCAGAGUGCGAAUCGAAAUUCAUUAAUUUAGAUAUUCCAGAACGGUUUAAUUUAAUUUAAAUAGAAAUUUCAUAUGUAAUAAACAAUUGUAGAAUGCCGUUUGUUUCAUAAAAUAUUUAUUUUGAGGAACGUCGCUGUAAACACGAGCAUCAGCUCGAUUGUUAAUGCAAAGUUCAGCCUCAUGUGAAACUCGAAUCGAACCCGCGUCGGACGAGGCAUUUCUCGUGGCUCGUAAAACUUUUUAUUUCGGCAUCCGGAUUGAAAAAAGGAAAGCAGGGACAAUGGGGUUGUCGAUCGAUCGGGACUCCGUCUCGAUCUUUACCUCGGUCCCUCACGUUCGAAGAAAGUAUCAUGUGUUCUUGUAUAUAAAGAUACCUGUCAAUCUACCUAUUUACGCGAACUCUUUUGUAACUUCCGCGCGAGUGAAGAAAGAGAGAGAGAGAGAGAGAGAGAGAGAGAGAGAGAGAGAGAGACUCCUCUUUUCCUUUUUAUUUUAUAAUAUUCACGCACCAUAAUGGGGCACGAUAUCCCAGGUGCGGCACUAAGAUUCCUCCACGUAUCGUUCUCAGUCAGGGUACAAAACGCCGCGUGCAUCCAUCGAUGUUUAAUUUGUACAUAAGUUCGACGCGAUUAAAUCCUAUUGUAUUCAAUCACUGUCUAGGUGCGUUUAAGGGAACUUCGUUUCUGUACAUAGGUAAAAUAAAGUGGCGUUUACGAUGAAGA
Molecule: messenger RNA, 5846 nt
Organism: Solenopsis invicta (red fire ant)
Lineage: Eukaryota; Metazoa; Arthropoda; Insecta; Hymenoptera; Formicidae
Gene: trbl
Product: tribbles homolog 2
Exons: 4
Coding region: 929-1999 (356 amino acids)
Biological process (GO): positive regulation of proteasomal ubiquitin-dependent protein catabolic process; regulation of MAP kinase activity; protein phosphorylation
Cellular component (GO): nucleus
Molecular function (GO): mitogen-activated protein kinase kinase binding; ATP binding; protein kinase activity
Source: RefSeq, a predicted model, not a curated record